Betta splendens (Siamese fighting fish) is the source of this 5999-nucleotide messenger RNA. RefSeq names its product unc-5 netrin receptor B (gene unc5b). NCBI's taxonomy places the organism in Eukaryota, Metazoa, Chordata, Actinopteri, Anabantiformes, Osphronemidae. Gene Ontology annotation, cellular component: membrane. Bases 722 to 3562 code for a protein of 946 amino acids. The transcript is spliced from 17 exons. The record is from RefSeq and is a predicted model, not a curated record. Gene Ontology annotation, molecular function: protein binding; netrin receptor activity. Gene Ontology annotation, biological process: netrin-activated signaling pathway; anterior/posterior axon guidance.
UUACCUUCACUCGCGCUGCCUUCACUCCGAGAGGAGGAGGAGGAUGGUGUGUGAUUGGCCAGGCGUGGGCUGGUAGUCCUGAGGCUGGCAUUGUGGUCCGCGUCGAGCCCCGUGUCCUUGUUUACACCCUGCAGAGAAGGGGGGACGAGGCGAGACGCCCACGGGGGGGUCCAGAACACGCCCGGGAGUCCCGUCCGAGGCGAGCAUCACCCUGUGGUCCUCGUCUCGUGAGGUCGCAAACCAAGUUUCUCUCCGCUGGGAGUCGGACGCUCGACCAGUUGAACGCGUCCGUCCGGUGCUCCGCGCGGGGAUGCGUCAAACUUUUUGGUGACUUUUUUUUUUGGACACUCGGGUUUCCAGAGGAGCGUAAAAUGAAACCCACCAGGAAUAGUCCUGACUUUGAGUGAAUUCACAGGGCGUGAUAACGACGGAGCUCUUCAAACUUUGACUACGGAGGGAUUUUACACCCAUUCAGUCCGAUCCAACGCAAGCUGCUGGGACAUGGAUGCGCUUUGAGCGCUGUGGUCUUUUCGCGUCCACAGUCCAGACUCACCAUCAACCAAACCAGCGGCGUCGCUCGUCAACCGCUAGACUCGCUGGCGUUGCGCUCCUCUUCUCCGGGGUAGAGACUCUGUGGCAGAACGACUUGGUGCGGCGAGAGCAGCGCAGGCUACGCUGUGUGGACGAACCGGGACGUUUUGCGACAGCGUAGCCGGAAAAGAUGCUCCCCGUUCGGGUGGUUCGUGACCAAGGGCUGCUCACUCUGGUUCUGCUCCUCCUGUGCGUGGAACGCGUCGCGUCGGAAAUCGAGAGCAGCGACUACAGCGAGGCAGAGGUCCUUCCGGAUUCCUUCCCGUCAGCCCCGGCGGAGCCCCUCCCUGAAUUCCUGCUGGAGCCAGAGGACGCCUUCAUCGUAAAGAACCGGCCGGUCCAGCUGCGGUGCCGGGCGUCUCCGGCCACGCAGAUCUACUUCAAAUGUAACGGAGAAUGGGUCAAUCAGAACGAUCACGUGACCAGAGAGAGCCUGGACCAGAUCACAGGCCUGGUGGUGAGGGAGGUGGACAUCUCGGUGUCGAGGACCCAGGUGGAGGAGCUGUUCGGGCUGGAGGACUACUGGUGCCAGUGUGUAGCCUGGAGCUCGGCUGGCACCACCAAGAGCAACCGCGCCUACGUCCGCAUUGCAUACCUGAGGAAGAACUUUGAGCAGGAGCCGCUGGGGCGGGAGGUGCGACUGGAGCAGGAGGUGCUGCUGCAGUGCCGUCCCCCGGAGGGCAUGCCUGCUGCUGAGGUGGACUGGCUGAAGAACGAGGACGUCAUCGACCCGUCGCAGGACUCCAAUUUCCUCAUCACCAUUGACCACGACCUGAUCAUCAAACAGGCGAGGCUGUCGGACACCGCCAACUACACGUGCGUGGCCCGCAACGUGGUGGCCCGGCGCCGCAGCAGCACCGCCACCCUCAUCGUCUACGUGAGUGGAGGUUGGUCUUCUUGGACUGAAUGGUCAGAGUGUAACGCUCAGUGUGGGCGGGGUUGGCAGCGACGAACGCGCAGCUGCACCAAUCCUGCCCCUCUGAACGGAGGAGCCUUCUGUGAGGGCCCGCCCUUCCAGAGAGUGACCUGCACCACACUGUGCCCAGUGGACGGGGGCUGGACGGAGUGGGCCAAGUGGUCGGCCUGCGGGACGGAGUGCACCCACUGGCGCAGCCGCGAAUGCCAAGCUCCGCCACCCAGGAACGGGGGGAAGCACUGCAGCGGCAGCAUGAUGGAGAGCAAGAACUGCACCGAGGGGCUGUGUGCACGAAAUAAAAAGAUUUAUAUUGAACAUGCAGACCAUUCCGUGGCUCCAGGCAUGGGUGUAGCAGUGUACGCCGGUCUGGUGGGGGCCCUCCUGCUGUGUGUGAUCCUGGUGCUGUGCGUGGGGGUCCUCGCCUAUCGCCGCAGAUGCCGCCAUCUCCACGGCGACAUCACCGACUCCUCCUCCGCUCUCACCGCCGCCUUCCACCCCGGCAACUACAAGCCUCCCAGGCAGGAUAACCCUCACCCUCUGCAUCCCUCGGCUCCUCCGGAUCUAACGGCCACCGCGGGGGCUUUCCGUGGGCCCCUCUUCUCCCUGCAGCAGGCUGUCAACGACAGCCCCCACAAAAUCCCCAUGACCACCUCUCCCCUGCUGGACCCGCUGCCCAGUCUCAAAAUCAAGGUGUAUAACUCCUCCACCCUCUCGUCCUUGGAGCUCCCCGCAGACAUGGUUUCAGGUGACGGCGAGAUCCUCAGCCUCAAGUCAGUGGGGACCAUAGGGCGAGAGCGGGACUACCACGGCCACACGCUGUCCCGAGAGUCCGGCCUCAGCACCAGCGCCACGCUGGGCAACCUGGGAGGACGCCUCACCAUCCCCAACACAGGUGUCAGUCUGCUGGUUCCUCCCGGCACAAUCCCCCAGGGGAAGUUCUACGAAAUGUACCUCAUUAUCAACAAGUGGGAUAAAACCACGUUGCCCUCCGAGGGCGGUCAGACCGUUCUAGGUCCCGUCGUGAGCUGCGGCCCGUCUGGGAUGCUGCUCAACCGGCCCGUGGUCCUCACGCUGCCCCACUGCGCCCAGCUGGACACGCCCACACUCGACUGGACCCUGACCCUCAAGUCGCAGACGCACCAGGGGGCGUGGGAGGAGGUGUUGACAGUCGGCGAGGAGACCCUGUCGUCGCCGUGCUACCUGCAGCUGGAGGAGGAGUGCUGCCACGUUCUGAUGGAGCAGCUGGGCACGUACGGCCUGGUGGGCCAGUCCUGCCCCCCACAGCCCGCCUGCAAGCGGCUGCAGCUGGCCCUGUUCGCCCCCAGGGCGCCGUGCCUGUCCCUGGACUACAGCCUCCGCAUCUACUGCAUCCAUGACACGCCGCACGCGCUCAAGGAGGUGCUGGACUUGGAGCGGAGUCUGGGGGGGGUCCUGCUGGAGGAUCCCAAACCUCUGCUCUUCAAAGACAGCUACCACAACCUGCGCCUGUCCAUCCACGACAUCCCUCACACCCACUGGAGAAGCAAGCUGCUGGCCAAGUACCAGGAAAUCCCGUUUUAUCACAUUUGGAGCGGCAGCCAGAGAACCCUGCACUGCACCUUCAACCUGGAGCGCGGCAGCCUGGCCGUGUCGCAGCUCAGCUGCAAGAUCUGCGUGCGACAGGUGGAGGGGGAGGGACAGAUAUUCCAGCUGCACACGGACAUCCAGGAGACUCUCCCGCCGCACUCGCCCCUGCCUGCAGGGGGCACCUGCCUGCCGUCCUCUCAGGUGGGACCCUAUGCCUUUCGCUUGCCUGACUCCAUUCGCCAGAAGAUCUGUGCCAGUUUGGACGCGCCGAGCGCCCGGGGCUGCGACUGGAGACUGCUGGCGCGCAGUCUGGGCUUUGACAGGUACUUGAACUACUUCGCGACAAAGCCCAGCCCCACAGGUGUCCUACUGGACUUAUGGGAAGCUUGUCACCAAGGUGACGCAGACCUAGUCUCUCUGGCGACCGCGCUGGAGGAGAUGGGCAAAAGUGAGGUGCUAGUUGUCAUGACAACUGAUGGGGACUGUUGAUUGGUCAAGGAACAGGAGAGCAAGCAAAACAUAUUUUUGCACCAACGUGAUGAAAAUACCUGCCUGAAUAUGCACACCCUGGCACACAAAAGUGUUUUGGUCCCUUCACAUGUACUGUAUUACCUCUGAACAUACCCUUUGAGUAACACACCCCCACCACCACCACACAUCCACCAGAACUGAUAAUCUGAUUCACCUUGAAUCCUCUAAAGCAAUGUUGCAUCUGGAAGACGAGGACCCAAUUUGAAGGAACAGAGGUGUAAAAUGUGCGCUCCCGUACACGAAUAACAACGCAUUGGGACGAAUGGAGGAAUCCACAAAAUCAGCGCACCGCAACACAAAGGCGCGGCGGCGGCGGCUAACGCGGCAUCACCUGCGUUCGAGUAGCAGCAUGAAAGUGCAUGAUUUAACAGGAUCUGGCCCCACAGCAGGGGCUUUUGUUUCCUGCAUUGUCAUUCUGUGCGUGCGUUGACUGGCAGCGAGCACCGGCGGGGCUGCAACCUCCUCAGGCUCCAGAAACACUCCCAUAAUCCCACCAACUCGUCGCUAAUUGGGCCCGACUCAGUCGAGUUAGGCGGGUUUGCAUAAAUGCUUCUGCUGCCUGUAAAUCCUACGGGGACCCAACCCUUAACGUUGGAGAGCUUCAGUAUAUUGCUUUUAGUCUGAGGGGGGGAAAAAGAAGUCUCCUCUUCAUGGUUGUUACAGAAUUGGCGGAGUCUUUAUACUGUAUCAACAAAUGCCUCAAAGCCUUGGCAUAUCGUUGUGACUCACAGGGGUGUUUCUCUUUCAUCUCUCCUUGCAUUCCUCUAUCGCUCUGCCACACUCCUACGAUCUGUUGAGAAUAAACUGCAGGAGAGCUUUCUGGUCAUCCCUUAAAAGUUUCCUUUGGGGAACGCUCUUUAAGUUAUUAUCCAUAUUUGUGGAUUUUUUUAUACAUAUUAUUAUCAUUUUCACCGCUGUGUCGAUCAUGUAGAAGCCGUUUUAUCAUUUGUGCUUGUUUAGUCUACUGAGCUGCUGUGUGUGUUUUUUUAUUUGACUAGAACAGGCCAAAUGGGAGCUUUAGAUGCACAAUGGAUGUCUCAGUUGUGAAUAGCAAAAUGUUUGUUAUUUUUAUGAUUGUGUAUCUAUUCACAAUGUAAAAUAUACUGUAAAACAUGAUUGGACGUGGUGAAAUGUGCAGGUGAAUAUACUGGGUUUCAUUUCAGGCAUUCUGGUUUGAUGUGACUGAGGCUGUUCCAGCUGUUGGAUAUAAAUGUUGCAGAAUGCAUUAGCCUUGCCUUGAAUCCACUAGACAGCAAGGGACUAUAAAAUUUACCUCAACUCCAACUCCAUUAUAUUUCAAUCUAUUCUCCGCCCAUCCGUUCAUCUCAUUGUCUCUCUCCUCUCACUUUGAGGACAUGCUGUUAACCUUUUUACUAACCUCCUGCUUUGUGGUCAGGGUCUUCAUGCGAUCUGCAUUAUUACCAGACGGGAUUUGAAAUUGCUGUCAUCUUUAACGUCCCCAUCGCUCACGGAGUUUGUGUCAUGGAGCCUUUUUUCCCCCCUCAACGAAGUGUUUAUAUCUUUAAAAUCACCAAAACCAAAACACCGGCAGUAUCCCUCCUCUACAGCAGUGAGUCAUGUCACUGUUUGGUGUGAAUGAACUCGAAACAUGCUGUGUGUGUGUGUGCGUGUGUGUGUGCGUGUGUGUGCAUGCGAGUGUGCGUCCUCAAGUGGGUGGGUAUGUGUGGGCAGGUGGGUGUGCACGUACAAGUGCGCACAAUUCCGAUCUGUCAUUUCUCUUUGGAAGCGCUAUGCAAGCACAAAAGAACAGAAAGUGAAGCAUUUUGACUUCUUUUGUUUCCUGGAAGAGUAAUUCUAUUUUUUCAGAUUAGGGCAUUGACAGGGUUACGAUUUUGUAUGCGUUGGUGGUGGUGGUGGUGGUGGUGGUGGUGGUGGUCUGCGUGGGGAAUUCUCCAUCUGGAGCCGAAGAGUUUGAUCGCAGACCGGGAAAGUUACUUCAGUAUCUGGUGCAAUGGCUGCAAUACAAGUCGUCAUGAACUCGUGCCCUGCAGUUUUUUGCCCGUGAGGAACUAUCUGAACUGGUCCAGUUCAGUACCUUACCUCCCAGAACAUGGCAGGACUAUUUUCUUUCCUCAAAUCUUGGCUAGCUGUAGAUGACAGUGUUUCUAUGUCCAGAUUUCUCGAGUAUCUGUUGAAUCUUUGGCCAUAACUCUGGAUAAUUUAUGCUGGAGCUGGACUGCAUUCUACGUGGCUCCCGUCGAAGAGAGAAAUUUGCCUUUUCUUCAGAAAGUCCUACAUUUUUACAAAAGAACUAAAUGGAUUCAGUGAUUUUAUUUUAUCUCUGUAAAGUACCAAUUGUAAAUAAGCAUCUAGCCUUCUUACCUGUAACUAAAUAUAAUUUUUAUGCAAUAAAUUAUAUUUCUUAGUUUAACAA